This is a messenger RNA of Dreissena polymorpha, 2113 nucleotides long. RefSeq lists its product as uncharacterized. The coding region runs from base 175 to 1932 and encodes 585 amino acids. Lineage: Eukaryota; Metazoa; Mollusca; Bivalvia; Myida; Dreissenidae. The transcript is spliced from 4 exons. The record is from RefSeq and is a predicted model, not a curated record.
AGAUCUGCUUCUAAGACACAGCUGGAAGUAUACUUCCCAACUCUACAAAAGAGCCAUAUCUUACAUAAAGAGUCAUUUUCAGUGUUUGAUCCAAAAACAAACACACACAUUGCCAGCAGACUUCAGUUUCCGGUAAAGCCUGCGUAUGCCCUUACAAUCCAUAAAGCACAAGGAAUGACACUACCUUGGGUUGAAGUAGACUGUUAUGAUAUAUUCAAGCCAGGCCAGUUUGGAGUUGCAAUUUCUAGAGUUAAGUCUUCUGAUGGAUUACGUGUCAUAAAUUUUCACCCUCGGCACAUCUUUAGCCCACCUGUCGCUAUACAGAACAUAUUGAAUAUGAAAAGCCUGGAAACAGUUGAAGAUUUCAGCUGCUGUAGAAUGAAAAGUUAUAAACAUGAGCAUAUGUCAGUGGCAGCUACAGAUACAAGUUUUCAAGCAUACACUACAAGCACUACAGAUAGCUAUGAAAUGGAUCUUGAUGAUGAUUUUAAUGACAUUCUGGCAUCUAUGGACAGUGACGAACAAGAGGUACUACAGUUUGAAAUCAAUGAUAACUAUGACAUGAUGAAAAUGAUUGAAGAUAUUUCUUUCAAAAACCCAUUUGGUACAUUACAACCAAAGUGCAAUUUAAUUAUAUCACAACUUGACCCAGCAGACCCCAGACUGCUUACUUUUAUAAAGAGAAUAUUUUUAAAAAUGUCAAAUGUGUCAAAAGAACUAGGUAUAGAUGAUCCUAAACCUAUUGCUGAGAGUGUCCUUAAUAAAUUUUAUAAAACUCUGUAUGAGUACACUGUUGGUUUACAAUAUACCAUGGACUGUCUCACUUUGUUCAACAUCGGAACUGAAAAUGUAUUUGAAGAGGAACACAAAAUUGUUUGCUAUAAGAUGUUUGAAUAUAUAAGAGAAUUUGUGUUGCAACAAAGGGUUCAGUUACUUAAAGAAAGUACUAUGAAUAUUUAUAAAAGAACGGUUACAGAUGCUUCGAGGUCCAGAAUUCGCUAUGUGGCAGGAUACUGUGUGGCAAAGCUCAGAAAAAAGUAUGUGCAGGUUUUGAAAUCUAAUAUGUUCUCUUGUAGUAAAGCAUCACAAACAACAUUCAAGGAAGCUAGACAAACACUACUUAUUCUAAACUCAUUCAAGGAAGAAGAACAUUAUUUACAACAAAUGACAUCUCACCCCGACUCCCUUAUUGACACUGAAAGGAAACAAAAUAUAAGGCAUGGACUAACUAAUGUAACAGAUGGCAUGUUUAAUUUUUUCUUAAAUAUAACUGAGUUGUGUUUGCAAAAACUUGUGAAUGAAAAUUUAACAAAAUAUGGAAAAACAAUGUAUAAUAAUUGUUUGGAGCAGCUUCUUUGUGACAUGAAUUUAUAUCAGCAGUUUUCACAUAUGGUUAUUAAUAAAUUGAAAGGAGAAACCACUGAAGAAUUUUCUUUCACUCUGGAACAUGUGAUUAUAUCAGAAAUUGUGGAUUCUUUAGUUCUUACCUCUGCACAGAUUUGCACCAUAUAUAAUGAACUUGUUCAAAAAUACUUUCUGGUUUUAUUUGCUCAGUUUUGCAGAGAUGUUAAAGGUGUUUUUAAUAUCACAAAAACAAUGGCUCAUAGGAAGCAAAUAAAAGUUUCUAAAUGUUCUAAAAAAUCAAAAACACUUAAGAAACAAACUACAAAAUCAUUGGAACCAAUGGAUGUCACUGCACAAUCACCCAUGCUGCCUGUCCAACCAGAUUCAGAGCCUGAACCCCAACCGGGACCAUCAUAUUUGGAAAGUGAUCUUUGUAAAAAGUGCCAACAGGCAGAUGGAGAACUGUGGAUACAGUGUGAUUCGUGUAAUUCUUGGUUACACAGAAAAUGUGCAGGUUUGCAGAAUGCAAUGAAAUGGAAAAAAUAUUCAAAGGCUGGAGCUAAAUGGAACUGCACAGAAUGUGAAUAAUUUACAUUAUUUUUAUGGCUUUUUGAGUCAUCUAAAAUCAUUUUUAUAAAAGAGAACAAUCCAUAUAAUAGAAUAACAAUGUUGAAAAUAAAGUAAACAUUGUGUUAAUUUCGUGUGUAAUGAAAGUGCUCAGUACUGUUAUUGUCAUAAAUUGAUGGACAGACUCUUUCUUACCAAUUGA